GUGUAAACACGCUCGUUCAAUUCCAACAGACCCUUUUAUCUCUAUCUGUCCGCCUUUUACAAACUGCUGUCCCGUGCCUUGGCUUGUGCGAUAAACGUGGAAAAUAUCCGGUUAAUGUUUCCUUACUGCGGAGCAUCUCUGUCAUUUGAUGCCUGCACGUUCUCAAACCUUCAUUCCUUUGCCACUACAAUGGAACCCCAUACUCUUGCUUCGUUCGUCAGGAGGCACCCACAGCUUCAGGAGCUCCAUAUAUCUCCGAGCGAUAUUAGAUCUAUUACAUUGUCCGAAUUCAGCGGAAUAUCCCUUUCCUCGCUGAAUUCCGUCUGCCUUCCCCAAUCUCUGCUGUUUAUGAUUUCUCCGGAUGCUCCCCUGCGAUCUGUUUUGUCUCCAGAAAUCGAGGACGACAACGAAGAGAUCCCACAUUUCAUCAGGCACCUUUCUCGAUAUUCCACAACGCUCACCGAGCUUCAUUUGUGCCGUCCUCACUGGAAUGCUGAAGUUUUAAUGCACGUCGCGACUUUGCUACCAAAGAUCAAAAGCUUCACAUUCACUAGAAUGACACCUGGUCUGCACGACCCUGCCAAUGUAGCUUUUCUCGAAGCAUGCGAAACAGCACUUCCUUUUUUCAGCUCCCUCAGUCAAUUCCGCAUCGAAGUCGCACGCAAUCGAGAACUAUCGGGCUUUACAUUUGUGUCCGAUUACAGAUGCGACUUCAUGAUGGUUCAAAUGUGGGGCAACAAAUGCCCGACCCUCAGCAUUUGUGCCUUUCCAUCUGGGACCGCAUGGCAUCGUAUCGAGGACAAUGUAUGGAUGCCAGACUUGCACCACAAAGCUGCAAUUCGGUGGUUCUUUGAGGCCGCCUCCACGGACCAGUUUCCGAUCGAUGUCAUGGGAUCUUUACAGCUGUUCUGCGAUUCCAUGGGGAAAGUUGACACCCUUGGACUACUCAAUUUUAGGUCACCGUCGGCCAUGGAAUCAAUUGGCCUUUACCGCCAGACAGAGGAUGACGAAUCAGAGGUUUAUUCAAGUGAUUCGGAUGAGAACGACGUUGAGAUCGAGAUCGAGGAAUAAGAUCGAGCGAUAUAGGUGACGGGCAACCGAGUCCGGUACUGUGUAGUUGAAGGAGUCGUGUCGUUGAGGGUCCUAUCUUGCUGCGUACUACGAACAUUUAUGCAUUUGAUGUCAACAUAACAACAGCGC
Messenger RNA from Suillus discolor, 1200 nucleotides. RefSeq lists its product as uncharacterized. The transcript is spliced from 3 exons. The record is from RefSeq and is a predicted model, not a curated record. The coding region runs from base 115 to 1071 and encodes 318 amino acids. NCBI's taxonomy places the organism in Eukaryota, Fungi, Basidiomycota, Agaricomycetes, Boletales, Suillaceae.